Messenger RNA from Pteropus alecto (black flying fox), 2801 nucleotides. RefSeq names its product zinc finger protein 76 (gene ZNF76). Gene Ontology annotation, molecular function: DNA-binding transcription factor activity, RNA polymerase II-specific; RNA polymerase II cis-regulatory region sequence-specific DNA binding. Gene Ontology annotation, cellular component: nucleus. The transcript is spliced from 15 exons. Gene Ontology annotation, biological process: central nervous system development; regulation of transcription by RNA polymerase II. The coding region runs from base 340 to 2049 and encodes 569 amino acids. The record is from RefSeq and is a predicted model, not a curated record. Lineage: Eukaryota; Metazoa; Chordata; Mammalia; Chiroptera; Pteropodidae.
AGAUCAACUCUUCUUUUGACUUGAUUUUCUUUUGGUUCAAGAGCCUUCUCUUCCAAGUUGAGAUCUGGAUAUUGUUCCAUUUUGAUGAACUACUGAAAUAAAUGCAACAUUUUUGUCCCGGGUUGCCCUCCAGGCUGGCUGAGACAGAAUAUAGAAAGCCUUGUUCCAAACAUCCAGGGAGUCCUGUGGAAUAGUGAGCAGGUGCCUGUAGUCAAGGAGAAGCCCUGCUUUGGUGUGAAUCAGAUUUGUGACCAAGACAGAAAUCUCUGACCUCAGCUGGGGAUCUUGGUGCUGGCCAGAAGCCAACUUCAUGUCUGAGUGCGCGAGCAGCAGUUUGCCAUGGAGAGCUUGGGGCUGCAGACGGUGACCCUCAGUGAUGGGACGAUGGCCUAUGUCCAGCAAGCUGUCAAAGGAGAGAAGCUGCUUGAAGGGCAAGUAAUCCAGCUUGAGGAUGGGACCACCGCAUACAUUCACCAAGUGACAGUGCAGAAAGAACCACUUUCCUUUGAGGACGGACAGCCUGUGCAGCUAGAAGAUGGCAGCAUGGCCUACAUACAUCGCACACCCAAAGAGGGCUAUGACCCUAGCGCCCUGGAAGCCGUCCAGCUGGAAGAUGGCUCCACUGCCUACAUUCAUCACCCCGUGGCUGUGCCGUCGGACAGCACCAUUCUGGCUGUGCAGACAGAGGUGGGCUUGGAGGAUCUAGCCACAGAAGAUGAGGGCUUCAGCACAGACACAGUGGUGGCCCUGGAACAGUAUGCCAGCAAGGUUCUGCACGACAGCCAGGCUUCCCAUAAUGGCAAAGGGCAGCAGGUUGGGGACAGAGCAUUCCGCUGCGGCUACAAGGGCUGUGGGCGUCUAUAUACCACUGCUCAUCACUUAAAGGUACAUGAAAGAGCUCAUACGGGUGACCGUCCAUACAGGUGUGAUUUCUCCAGCUGUGGGAAGGCAUUUGCCACAGGAUAUGGGCUGAAGAGUCAUGUGCGUACCCACACUGGUGAGAAGCCAUACAAGUGCCCAGAGGAGCUGUGCAGCAAGGCCUUCAAGACCUCAGGAGACCUGCAGAAACAUGUCCGGACUCACACUGGUGAACGUCCAUUCCGGUGCCCUUUUGAGGGCUGUGGCCGCUCCUUCACCACAUCUAAUAUCCGCAAGGUACAUGUGCGCACCCACACAGGCGAGCGGCCCUACACCUGCCCUGAGCCCCACUGUGGCCGCGGCUUCACCAGUGCCACCAACUAUAAGAAUCACGUCCGCAUCCACACAGGGGAGAAGCCAUACGUUUGCACGGUGCCAGGCUGUGGAAAGCGCUUCACCGAGUACUCAAGCCUGUAUAAGCACCAUGUGGUGCACACACACUGCAAGCCCUACACCUGCAGUACCUGCGGCAAGACCUACCGGCAGACCUCCACCCUGGCCAUGCACAAGCGCAGCGCCCACGGCGAGCUGGAGGCCACCGAGGAGAGCGAGCAGGCCCUUUAUGAGCAACAGCAGCUCGAGGCCGCCUCUGCAGCUGAGGAGAGCCCACCACCCAAACAACCCCGGAUUGCUUACCUUUCGGACGUGAAAGAAGAGGGUGAUGACAUCCCAGCCCAAGUGGCCAUGGUGACCGAGGAAGACGGGGCCCCCCAGGUGGCUCUGAUCACGCAGGAUGGUGCCCAGCAGCAGGUCAGCCUGUCCCCGGAAGACCUGCAGGCCCUGGGGAGUGCCAUCAGUAUGGUGACCCAGCAUGGCAACACCACUCUCACCAUCCCCACUCAUGAUGAUGACCUUGCCACGUCUGGCACACAUACAGUCACCAUGGUCAGCGCCGAUGGCACCCAGACGCAGCCCGUCACAAUCAUUACUUCUGGGGCUGUGGUGGCUGACGACUCAAGUGUAGCAUCCCUUCAUCAACAGGUGGCACUGUUGGCCACAGCCAACGGAACGCACAUUGCUGUACAGCUGGAGGAACAGCAGACCUUAGAGGAAGCCAUCAACGUGGCCACUGCUGCCAUGCAGCAAGGGACUGUGACCUUGGAGACCACAGAGUCAGAGAGCCACUGCUGAGCCCGGGAGGGCGGGAUCCCAUACAUGUUGGAGGAGGUGCCAUGCUGCACAGUCAUCCUUGCCUUCAAGGGCCCAAGCUGUAGCUGCCAUGUGGAAGGUGGCCAGAUAGGUCUCCAGAGCAAGAAGGCAGCAAGAAAAUGGCCUAACUGAAGAGGACUGGGGCCCUGCUCAAGAGGAGGGCUAGACAGCUGGAAUUGGGAGUGUGUCAACCUCAGGAGCUAAGGAGAAUGAGUUUGAUCACCAGGCUCCACUUGGGCAUCCUCCCCUCAAAAUCAGCAGGGCGCUCACUCUCCUCCCUGCAGAGAAUACGCUUCCUGCCCUCAGUCCAUUCCCCUUCUCAGGUGGUAAUUGAGGUUCUAAGGGGACUGGUCCUCCACUCUGACUGGCCACUGCCCACCAGGGGAGAAGGCAGACAGGUCUUCAGCCCAGUAGGGGCAGAGCAGGCCCAGCUCUGCCCCUCCCAGCAAUAACCACCUCCCCAAAGGCCAGCUGUGAUGCCUGGCCACUUGGCAGCAGGGACUUCCUGCUACCAGAAUUGCUCAGGGGACUGUGGCUGGAGAAAAGGUGCCCAGCCCCCCCCCCACCCCCAGCUGCCCCCAACUCCUCUGGCAGAGAGGCAGGGAGCAGCCUUGUACAUACUGGGGAUUGGGUGUUUGGUUUUUUUUUAAAUUGCAUUUUGAUAAUUUUUUUCCUGCUCUGGGCAGUGGUGGAAAACGGGUGAAUGAGUAUUUAAUAAAAGUUCCAAGUUUCCA